Molecule: messenger RNA, 1899 nt
Organism: Bactrocera tryoni
Lineage: Eukaryota; Metazoa; Arthropoda; Insecta; Diptera; Tephritidae
Exons: 8
Coding region: 1-1899 (632 amino acids)
Source: RefSeq, a predicted model, not a curated record
AUGCGUUCCUGGCGCAAAAUGCGUAAGCCGUUUCUGGCCAUUGUCGCCAUUAUAUUAAUCGUCCUCGCGCAAGUUAUUAUCAGUGCGCCAGUACGAAAGUCCAUACGCGUCCAACUGAAUGCCGACUAUGUACGUGCCAUGGGUGCUUACAAACGCUUAGAGCCGCGUUUGCCACGCGACGAACUACGUGUGAUCACCACCUUAGGAAUAUUGAAUGGCGCGCGACAAGCUGAACUGCUCAUGGAACGUAACUUAGUAGACAUAGUGAGAGGAUUGCUCUUUGAAGCUAAUGAACUAAAUGAUGAUGAACUCGUGGCCAAAGUACAAAAUAUUGAAAAGCAGUUGGCGCGCGAUCAUCGUGCAUUAUUAAUAUUAACAAGUGCCAUGGAUUUGGUGACCGGUGCAAAAGAUGUCUUCGACUUCAAAGCGGAUAUGCAGCAAACACUGCAACAAAUACGAAGACAAUCAGUGGGCGAUGUUGAUGUGGAAACCUCUCAAGAGAACACCGAACAACAUGAUAAAAGCGUUGAUGAAAAUAAUGUCGCAGAGCGUGUAGGAGCUCUACGGCGACAGAUCUUACAGCAAGUACGCACGAUGAAGGCGCUCAUAGAUGAGAAAGUUACCGAAACUUUGGAUUAUUUGAUUACGAAGGCAGACAAAGGUAGCCUAUUGGAGCAGGCGAGUAAGAAAGUGGUGCGAAAACGGAAUGCGGUAGAAACACAGGAGGUGCCGGCAGAAGUCCGUAUGAUCGAGUCCAUUUUGAACGAGGGCCGUUUUAUUCAAAUCCAGGAGGAUUUUCGCAAUAACCUGGUAGAUGCACGUCUUGACAAUCGAAACAACGAGCUCACAGAUGAUUCACUAGAAGAAGACUUUGCAUUUCCGUCAAACGCUAAGAGAUCUAAGAUAGUCAUUGAAAAUCGCAGCAAUCAGAAAACAGACAGUAAACCAACAUUAACAACAACAACAGCGACAACAACAACAACAAUACGAGCUGCAAGAGCUACUAAGAACCUCAGCACACGAAAAGCAAAAGCUGCAACAACAACUAUAUCACCUAAUCCCACAAUAUCACAAAGCAUCGCCAUAAUAGAUGUAGAUGGACCAAAGCUUGCCAAACAGGAAGAUUUGGAACAAUUUCCGCCAAUAGCACCAUUGCCGCCAAUUGAACCACUGCCGCCACCAGCUGGCAAUUUGGAUGCAGACGACGACUUCCCUGAUGCACCACCGCCGCCUGAUGUCGGUGGUGGCGGCUUGGUUGGAAUUAUAACGAGUUUGAGUGGAGGUGAAGGCGGGUCAGACAUCGGCGCAUUAAUUGGAGCAUUAACUGGCGUCAUUUCUACUUUAUUUGGGCCAGGCGGUUUAGAUAUUGAAUCCCUCAUCAGCACGGCAACUUCACUCAUUUCCGGUUUGCUGGCGGGCAACAAGAACUUCGGCACAGUGCUGGGCAUAUACAUAGGUACGGCAUUUGAUGGUCUCUCCGGCGGUGGUGGAGCGGUGAACAAUGGACAAUUUAUCGGCAAUCUGCUUGGCACUGUUUACGCUCAACUCAGCGCAGACCCCGAAGAUGAUGACGCCCGUCCGAACCCUUUUCUCUUUGCACGCAAUCUCAUUAGCAGUUUUAUAGAAGCGAAAAAUCGUAAAGAAUCCGAUGAAGAGGACGGCGAUGAGCGUCGCUCUGAUGCACGUCAUUCGCACGGCGAUAAAGGAAAAGGUGAUGCGGGCGGUGGCUCCGAUUCAGGUGGCUUUAUCAAGCAUAUCGCCUCUCAUAUAGUGGGCAGUCUUGUUAAUCUAAUUUUGAAUGCUUCGUUGGGCGCUUCUGGCGGUGCAUCGCAUGCUUCCGCUUCAUUAUUUGGUAGUUCCAGUCAUAAAGGCGGCGGUGGCGGUGGGCAAAAGCAUUAA